Pieris macdunnoughi is the source of this 1395-nucleotide messenger RNA. The record is from the annotation of a GenBank genome assembly. NCBI's taxonomy places the organism in Eukaryota, Metazoa, Arthropoda, Insecta, Lepidoptera, Pieridae.
AUGGCGACAAUAUCAUUCGCUAAAAGUUUGGUUAACCCAGCACUGAAAGUAUUUCUGAAGCAAACCCCAUGUGCAAAUGUACGUGUCAGUGGAACACCCACACUUACACCUCUAAGUAUUAUACUUCGUAGAAAUUAUGCUGAAAAACAAGUGUUUGAGAGAACAAAGCCACACUGUAAUGUUGGUACUAUUGGCCAUGUAGAUCAUGGAAAAACAACAUUAACUGCUGCUAUUACAAGAGUUUUGGCCGACCGCAACUUAGCACAGAGUAAAGGCUAUACAGACAUUGAUAAUGCUCCAGAAGAAAAGGCCCGUGGUAUCACUAUCAAUGUUGCUCAUGUUGAGUAUCAAACAGAACAGAGACAUUAUGGCCACACUGACUGCCCUGGACAUGCUGAUUAUAUUAAGAACAUGAUUACUGGAACAGCUCAAAUGGAUGGUGCAAUUCUUGUAGUUGCAGCAACAGAUGGUGUUAUGCCCCAGACAAGAGAACAUUUAUUGCUUGCUAAGCAGAUUGGUAUUCAACAUAUAGUAGUAUUUAUUAAUAAAGUAGAUGCUGCUGAUUCCGAGAUGGUAGAACUAGUGGAGAUGGAAAUUAGAGAGUUGAUGUCUGAGAUGGGAUAUGACGGUGACAAAAUACCUGUUGUCAAAGGAUCAGCUUUAUGUGCACUAGAUGGUAAAAGCCCAGAAAUAGGUGCUGACGCCAUCACUCAGCUAUUGGACGAAGUGGACGCUUUUAUUCCAACUCCAAUUAGAGAACUGGACAAACCAUUCCUCAUGCCUGUUGAGUCUGUGCACUCAAUACCAGGACGAGGGACAGUUGUGACAGGACGUAUGCACAGAGGUGUAUUAAAGAAAGGUACAGAGUGUGAAAUUGUUGGUCAUGGUAAAGUGAUGAAAACAACAGUGACCGGAGUUGAGAUGUUCCAUAAAACGCUAGAAGAAGCGCAGGCCGGUGACCAAUUGGGCGCCUUAGUUAGAUCCAUUAAGCGAGAACAGAUCAAACGAGGAAUGGUAAUGGCUAAGCCGGGAACUGUUAAGGCCCAUGACAAUAUUGAAGCCGCCGUUUAUAUCCUGAGCAAGGAAGAAGGUGGUCGUGCAAAACCCUUCACAUCAUUCAUUCAACUGCAAAUGUUCUCAAUGACAUGGGAUUGUGCUACUCAGGUCACCAUUCCCAAUAAGGAGAUGGUCAUGCCAGGAGAAGAUUCUUCAUUACAGCUAAGACUACUAAAACCCAUGGUUUGCGAAACUGGACAAAGAUUUACAUUGAGACUUGGUGACAUGACUCUGGGAACUGGUGUCAUCACCAAGAUCAACAAAGACCUUACAGAAGAAGAUAGACUCAAGCUUCUAGAGGGAAAGAAGGCCAGGGAAAAGGCUGCCGCGAAGAAGUGA